Molecule: messenger RNA, 1168 nt
Organism: Owenia fusiformis
Lineage: Eukaryota; Metazoa; Annelida; Polychaeta; Sabellida; Oweniidae
Source: the annotation of a GenBank genome assembly
AUAAGCAAGACAUUGCCAUAUAUGGCAAUGUAUACAAUGGUCUAAAUAUGGAUGAAUCAUGUAACUUGAAUGUGUAGAAUAGAGACAAGGCAACGUAGAAACUAAAUGCAGGAAUAAAAUACAUUCCAAAAACAAGAUUUUCAGGUCUACAAUACGCAAUGUAACAUGAAUAUUAAGAUAUCUAUAUCUAGAUCUGCAAUCAAGGUCUCGUCUAACGCGAGAGGUUGGGCGAGAAGCAAAAUGGCAGACGAGAUCACGACCAUGGCGAUGGAGAAAGAUUCAGAAAAGUCAAAUUCAACAGGAAUUCCUGGUGCUACAUUCGUUGAAGAUGUUGAUGCAUUCAUGCAAAAGCCUGACAACAGUGAGGGGGCAGAAGGGGUCCUCCAGAGGCUAGAUGAACAACACAAUAAAUACAAGUUCAUGGAAUAUAAUUUAGUAACAAAGAAAAAUAGGUUAAAGAGUCAAAUUCCAGACAUCAAAACAUCUCUAGAUAUUGUUAGACAUAUGAAAUCUAAAAAGGAUUCUGUGGACCCAAUCAAGACACAGUUCCUCUUGUCUGACCAGCUAUAUGCUAAAGCGAGCAUACCUCCCACAGACAAAGUCUGUCUUUGGUUAGGGGCUAAUGUGAUGUUAGAAUACAACCUAGAAGAUGCUGAGGCAUUAUUAAUCAAGAAUCUUGAGGCGGCUAACAACAGUCUCGAUCAGGUAGAUGAUGACCUUGGUUACCUUAGAGACCAAACAACAACUGUUGAAGUCAACAUGGCACGAGUUUACAACUGGGAUGUUAAGAGAAGAGGAGGAGAUAAACCAGCAUCAUCGUCAUAGUGAUAAAUCAUGUAUCCAGGACAAUCUCUCAACUGUGUGUUUGUUUAUUGAACGCACCCAUGAAGCCAUUCAGAAUCUUCAUUGUGUUUUACAAAGUUCAUGUAAAUGUUGAACAAUACUUGCAAAGUUAAUUGGUUUCAUGUAGGUGUUAUUGAAAGUAUUAAUCAUUAAGUGUUAAUAUCUCAUACAUAUUUCACAUGAAUUAUGUAAGGACUACAACUUUUGACCUAAUGUAGGUAUUUAUUUGAUCCAGAUCAAUAGACUUGAUUAAAAAUCACAAACCAAGUACCAAUAUACAUUGAUAUAGAAAUGGUGACAUAUUGUUACAGACUCUAGCAUUCUG